Molecule: messenger RNA, 505 nt
Organism: Pseudophryne corroboree (corroboree frog)
Lineage: Eukaryota; Metazoa; Chordata; Amphibia; Anura; Myobatrachidae
Product: gastrula zinc finger protein XlCGF17.1-like
Exons: 1
Biological process (GO): regulation of transcription by RNA polymerase II
Cellular component (GO): nucleus
Molecular function (GO): RNA polymerase II cis-regulatory region sequence-specific DNA binding; DNA-binding transcription factor activity, RNA polymerase II-specific
Source: RefSeq, a predicted model, not a curated record
UGAGAGGCCACUGAUAUGUUCUGAGUGUGGGAAAUGUUUUACAUACAAAUCACAACUUGUUAUACAUAACAGAAGUCACACAGGUGAGAGGCCUUUUCCAUGUUCUGAGUGUGGGAAAUGUUUUGUAUGGAAAUCAGAUCUUGUUAUGCAUCAGAGAAGUCACACAGGUGAGAAGCCAUUUUCUUGCUCUGAGUGUGGGAAAUGUUUUACACAGAAAUCACAACUUGUUACCCAUCAGCGAAGUCACACAGGUGAGAAGCCAUUUCCAUGUUCUGAGUGUGGGAAAUGUUUUGUAAGUAAAUCACAACUUGUUACACAUCUGCGCAGUCACACAGGUGAGAAGCCUUUUCCAUGUUCUGAGUGUGGGAAAUGUUUUACAUGUAUAUCAGAUCUUGUUAUACAUCGCAGAAGUCACACAGGUGAGAAGCCAUUUUCUUGCUCUGAGUGUGGGAAAUAUUUUACACGGAAAUCACAACUUGUUACCCAUCAGCAAAGUCACACAGGU